UGUCACGGUCACUCACACACCGGCCAGCACGAUGCACAACCGGUACUUUAAACACGCAAUGUGUUACUAUUCCCCGGUAUGUGUUCCAUGCUGUGGGACCUCACGGCAUUCUCGCCGUCUUCCAACAGUAUCUUAACAUCAUCCACGACGCGAACUACUCGAGGAAUUCUUUCCUCCGAAGGAAAACGGUCGCAGUCGGUCAAAAGUUGAAUCGAGACGCGUAUUACGUGAUAUUGCACCGACUGCAGUGUGUUUAUAUAAAGUGUUGAGUGAAAAACUCGAAUUUACAUAACAGUCAUCACAGAAUGCAUGCAAUUGAGGAUUGUCGUCAACUCAUCGUGUCAUUACGCUGAAGUUUCAAAUUUUCCAUCAUUCGCGUAUAAUUUUUUCCUAAACAUACGUGUUUAUUCAUUUUUACGUCUCGAGAGGAACGUGAUCAUUCACAUCCGCAAUUUGCAGUGAUUAGCGUUAUUUCAAGUGUUACAAAUUUGCAUUGAUAAAAUCAAUACAUCACAAAAUGGCAAAAAAUAUCAACGAAAAUGGAGAGGCAUCGAAAAUGUCGUUUCUUGUCGUGGAAUACCUACUCGUUAUAUUCUUCAAGCUAAUUUACAUCAUUUGGUACCUGCCCAGAGUUCUGAUGGGAAUGUGCCGUCGAAAAAAGGUCUGCGUACCGUUGAAUGAUCCUCCGGAAAUUAUGCAAAUCUCUGGAAUAGAGUUAGCGAAACGCAUAGCAAACAAAGAAGUAACAUGCAAAUUUGUGUUUGAAUCCUACAUUAAUAGAAUUAAAGAAGUGAAUCCAAUAUUAAACGCAGUUGUGGAAGACCGUUUUGAACAAGCUCUUAAUGAAGCCGUUCAUUUGGACGAACAAAUUAAAACCUCUGACAAGACGGCGGAACAAUGGCUGGAAGAGUUUCCAUUGUUAGGAGUACCACUUACCGUUAAAGAGAGUAUUGCAGUGAAUGGAAUGAGCCAUACGGCUGGUUAUUUCCUGGCUGCCGGUCGUCGCGCAAAAGAAGACGCUGAAAUAAUCGAACCGUGCAGAAAAGCAGGUGCAAUUAUUAUAGCUGUUACGAAUACACCGGAAUUAUGUUUGAAUUGGGAGAGUCACAAUAAUCUUAUUGGUACAACAAAUAAUCCUUAUGAUAGCCGACGAACAAGUGGCGGUUCUUCAGGUGGCGAAGGUGCUCUAUUGGGAGCUGGUGCAUCAGUAGUAGGAAUUGGAUCUGAUCUUGGCGGUUCGCUAAGAUUGCCAGCGCAUUAUUGUGGCGUGUUUUCACACAAGGCUACUGCACAUGUCGUCUCAACAGUUGGACAUUUUCCUGGGUGCGGUGAUACGGAAAAAUGGAAUUCACACUUUACCCUUGGUCCGAUGUGUAGAUACGCGACGGAUUUACUUCCUAUGAUGCGCAUUGUUACUAAAGAUGAAUUUAAACCAACCUUGAACCUGACAUCAGAGGUGGACAUUUCAAAAAUUAAAAUUUACUUCCUUAAGAAUUACGGGUCUAUUUUGACUUCAAAUUUGGACCCGCAGAUAUCUACAGGAUUAGAUUUCUUGCUUGAUCAUUUUAAAAUUAAAUACAAUCUCAAUGUGCAACCUCUUGAGAGAAAAUUCUUUAAAAACAGUGUAAUCCCUGCACUCCAUGCUCUGAUCCAAAUUAAAGAUGUCGAGUUUGAACGACCCAAAGGUCUAUUCUGUGGUCUCUUGAAAAUGUUGUUUAACUGUUCAAAUAUAACUUUGAACACUUACAUUUAUCUACUACUUGAGAAAUACGGUAGAAGUUUACCGGAAUCCACAUAUAUCAAAUGUAAUAACAGCUUGGAUGAACUUAGAAACGAAUUGGAAACUAUACUUGGAGAUGAUGCAGUGUUAAUUAUGCCUACGUUUCAUAGACCUGCUGAUUAUCAUUACACGACUAUGCCUAGAGUUUUGAACACUAUGAAUACACUUGUUUUCAAUUCGAUAGGCUUACCUGUUACAUGUUGUCCUAUUGGCUUUAAUUCGGAUGGAUUGCCCUUUGGUGUUCAGGUUAUUAGUAAGCGCUUCAAUGACAGGCUUUCUAUAGCUGUAGCCGAGGAAAUCGAAAAUAUUUGUGGUGGGUGGAAAAUGCCGCGAAAGAAGUGAUAUUAAUAUGUGAAGUGAAUUUGUAGAGUCUCAAUUUUAUACCAAAUUCUCUAAUAUUUAUAGUACACUUUUAUAUCUUUAUAUAAAUAAACUUAUAUUGUUAUAAACAUA
Messenger RNA from Dalotia coriaria, 2233 nucleotides. Its product is annotated as fatty-acid amide hydrolase 2-A-like. The coding region runs from base 518 to 2122 and encodes 534 amino acids. Lineage: Eukaryota; Metazoa; Arthropoda; Insecta; Coleoptera; Staphylinidae. The transcript is spliced from 6 exons. The record is from RefSeq and is a predicted model, not a curated record. Gene Ontology annotation, cellular component: endomembrane system.